GUAACAUUAUCAGUUAAAUCCUUUAUUAAUUUUCAUGCACCUGCGAAGCUUGCAAUAAGUAAAUGACAAGUUCAAUUGUUCAGCCGGCGUGACAAUUCCCAUGAGUAUUGAUUCAGUCUGUAGUCAGUUGUCAUAGCAACAAGGCGAAUAGGUUUGUGAAUCACAAAUCAAACUUUAUGUGCUCUUCAUCUUGGAGGAAAGCUACGGAGCGGUGAAGAUGUCGAAGAAGUGUAUUUGCCAGAUCUGUUCUUGCGGACGUCAUCGAUGUCCACACGAGGGUGCCAGUCCAAACCGAAUUAUCAACAAAUCCAAUCAAGAUCGUUGUCACGUGAACUCAGAGUACAAGACAAGUUAUCAGCCAGGGCAGCGUAACAGGGGACCGUUUCGCCGUCCAGCUGAUCUACUUAUCAGUAAAGGGGACAUUGACAAAGACACCACGCAUAAGGUAGACUUUGUACCUUUUGAGGUUAGACCUCCUAAGCAGAAAGAGCCCGAGAAAUACGUACCAAAUCCAAACCCAUUUGAAACUGUGUCGGAGCACCGAGACCAUUACCGUGGAGUGCGCACCAUUCCUGCUAAAAUCCCGCCAUACCUCCGUGGAGAAACCAUGCGAGCUCCCUCAGCUAAGGUUGUCUACAAAUCCAUCUCGCAUGACGACUAUAAAGGCUGGACUCCGCAGGUCCAGCGUGUGCAGCGCAGCAACUCUUACGCGCCUCCCACCGAUCGUUUUAAAGAAACGUCCAUCCACCGACAGGAUUUUCAGAGGUUUAACCAGCCACCACGCCCCACCGGGCGCCAGCCAGACAAGAUAAGAUACGAGGGUCCCGUUUCGUCUGUCACACACUACAGGACGGACUUCACAAACAAAGAGAUACCACAGCGGUACGAGCGCAAGAGAGAGGAACGCGUGCCCCCAGAAGAACCUUUUAACAGCAACUCGGUUUUCAAGGAAGACUUCGUGGACUUCCGUGGCGCGCCUAAAGCUCCAAUGUUCAACCCUGUCAGUGAUUUGUUUAAGAGUUCUGAUCCCAUACAACAGCAGACCACAAAAAAUGAAGAUUUCAAGAGCUGGGAAUUGUCACCACGUAAGCAAAAAGAACCGGAGAAGUACAAAACACCCGAUGGGGCAAUGGACUGUCAGACAACACAUAUGGACUACGCCCAUUUUGGAAAGAAAGCCGUCCCAGCCAGGACCGCUAGACCGCGAACUAAGCUGCGAUUUGGACGAGAAGACGCCCUGGAUGACAAGACCAACUACGGCCUCAGUUUUAAAUGGUUCUACGAACCUGUAGUGCAUUCAAAGGGCCCAGGAAUCAAAAAUGAAAUUUUCCCACCAAUUCAGGAAAAGAGCCCGGAGAAGUCGGAAUUCCUGGAUAAGUACAAAAGAUUUAAUGUUGUCCCUCCCAAGAUGUUCCGUGACCGGAGCUCCCUGUUCAAGACCUCCGAGACACUCGCCAAGGAUACAGUGUAUGAUGACGACUAUGUGUGGCCCCGAGUCAGUUGUCCUUAUGAUGCGCUCGUGAAGGGCAAAGGAACAUUUGUGUUUGAUCACGAGACCGAAACAGGGCAUAAAGUGUUUGAGACUAUUUCUGAAAAUGUGCGUAGCAUGGAUAUAGCAGCUGCGUAACUAAGGGUUUAUUUUGAAUGAGUCAAAUUUGAAAUUUAGGGGGUGAUUUGCUCAAGAUAUAAUUUGUAUUUAUAACAAUUUUAAACUCGUGUACAAUGAAGAGUUCGCGGGACAAUGCACAAACAAAUGGGAAUUUUCUCUAUUUAGUACCAUUAAGUGCUUCCUUUGCUGCACUUGAUAUUUUCAUAUUAGGAAACAGAGGAAAAGUGUUAUGUGUACAUUCAGUCAUUACUUUUGUAAUCUGCAAUAUCGGCCAAAAUCUUCAAUAUGCGCGUAUUAGGUUUGCUUUUCUGCGACAGAAGGCCGAUUAACAGAAUUUCCGAUCAAAAAAAUAGCGCGAAAACUACGCAAAUGUAAAUGUUUUAUUGCGUAGCCGCUGCUUAAGUGCAACGUUUUGAGUUCGCUUGCAACAAAAGUCACUAAUCUACGGAACGCUUGCAGAACUGAUUUUAUUUAGGAUUCACGAAAGAUAGGUGACCACUAUUUAAGUAUUUAGAAUGCGAUAACCAGUUUUUAGAUGUGAUAUCCAGUUGUAAGAAACUUGUAAGACAUACAGAAUAUACAAUCAAAACUAGUAGGACGCUCGAAAGGAGUUGUCAGAUUGAUCUCUUGCGAUGAAAUUCAAAUAGAUGGCAGUUUUCUAAAUUCUUAAUGUUAACUGGUUCGUUGUUUGUCAUUUGAAUUUGAGAACCGUUUUGUAAAAUGAAAAAUAUUUUGAUAAUUAUCGUACCACCGCAAGGUAUAACAGGGGUUUGAAGGCAGCGUGGCCGAGUGGUUUAGGGCGUUGGUGUUGUAAUCCGAAGGUCCCAGGUUCAAGGCGUCCACCCUGCCACUAGUGGGAUUUGUUUCUCGGUAGUCUCGAGUUCAAAUCCUCGGUCACGCUU
Orbicella faveolata is the source of this 2511-nucleotide messenger RNA. RefSeq lists its product as uncharacterized. Gene Ontology annotation, cellular component: cytoskeleton. NCBI's taxonomy places the organism in Eukaryota, Metazoa, Cnidaria, Anthozoa, Scleractinia, Merulinidae. Gene Ontology annotation, molecular function: microtubule binding. The record is from RefSeq and is a predicted model, not a curated record.